Molecule: messenger RNA, 4001 nt
Organism: Chara braunii
Lineage: Eukaryota; Viridiplantae; Streptophyta; Charophyceae; Charales; Characeae
Source: the annotation of a GenBank genome assembly
CCUGUGGUCCUUAGAGAGUCCGUCAGUCAGUGGUUUGGGUAGGUCUACGUGGUGAGGAGUGGGACAUUGUCGUGCACCUGAACACCAUGGAUGACUACCCGAUGUAUGGUUUACUCGUUGGGUUCUCCCUCUGAGGGACCCUUUGGCGAUUCAUGUUUCCGUUGGGAUUCUGGAACACAUUCUCCUGUAGGGUAGAGACCAAGGGUGGUACGACCACACACCCCUACACACCUGAAGAGGAGGCCAAGGCCGCCGCAAUCCUGAAGGAGAGGAGAGAGAAGAAGGAGGGCAAGAAGAAGGCCUUGUUGGAGGUGCAGGCGGCGAAAUUGAAGAAGAUUGAGGAGAAGAUGGCCAAAGAGAAGGAGAGGUUGAAGAAAGAAGAAAAAGUGAAGUUAAAAGAGGUGGAAGAGGAGGAGGAGGAAGAUGAACAGCCGUUGGAAAGGAGGAGAGAGCAACGAGGGCAGUACAGUGGGAGUAAAAACGAUGAAAUGGAAAAAAAGAUCUCAGAAUGGGUUGCUAACUUGUCUUUGGGAGAAGAGGAGGAGGUUGCCAUGUAUAUCCCCAAGGAUGAGCAGGAGGCCGCCAUGAAAGAAUGGGAUGCAGAGGAAGAUUCCCUGAAGCGGCAAGCGAUGGAGGAUGAGAAAAAGAUGGAGUGGAGGCUCAGGAUGAUGAGGGAAAAGAAGAGGAGAGUGGAUGCGGCAAGUGAGGCGGCCAAAGAAUUAGAGCAGGUGAAGAACCUGAGAGAACAGUUGACCGCCCAGGGAGGACAAUAUGAGUUUAGUAGAAGUCAGGAUAUGGCCGUGCGCUCGAUGCGGAUGGGAUUUCGGGAUUUUGCCCGCGAACUGGUAGGCGCAGUAGGGUCCGAGGUGAACCAUCGCCUCGAGAAGACAGAACGAUUCUGCGUGGGCGCCAUUGAAGGCGUCAAGUUGACAGCUCUCAAGGAGGAAGAGGCACGUCCUCGCAGGGAGCCAGUCAAAGUCAAGUUCCCCGAUUCCUACAGUGGAAAGAGGGGAGAGAACUUUGACAAUUGGGAGGCCAACGUCAAGACUUAUGUGCACUUGCAACAGGUCUCCCCGGAUCAGCAUGUGUUGAUUACAAUUCAUGCGCUUAGAGAUGAGGCUGCCAGUUUCGCGAGAUCCCUAGUCCGCGCUGCUAACUGCAAUAAUGAUGCAGUCGCCUACUCAUCGUUCACUCCCCUCGCCGAUUUCAUGAAAUUGCUGCACGAGCGGUUUGCUGAUGCGGCUCGUAGUGUCAAGGCCUCAGAUAAGCUCCAGACAAUCCACUCUCGUAAAUGGAAGAGUGUCAGGGCACUCAAAGGCGUAAUGGACGAAUUAGUGGCUGUUCCUGACCACGGGGUCACGGAGACCCAGUUGGUCAGCCUCUUCUAUCGGGCUAUGCCCGAAGCCUUCCGAGGGCUUUUCUUCGUGAAGAGCGAAGAUCCUGCCACCACUUAUGAUUCCCUUAGUCGUGAAGUGGUGGCUUUUGCGGCAAAGUCUGUGUCAGUUUCCACCUUCUGGCACAAAGACUUAGACAAGGGAAAGCAAUGGAAAGGUCGCACUAUCUCAGGGCAAGUUAAGACUAAGGAUAGUCUUGUCCUCACUCUAGAUGAAGGUAGUGUUGACGAAAUCCCCUACGAGCAGAUUGAGUGGGGGUUAGAGGACGAAGACAGUGGCGUGAGUCAAGGGAGGACUUACGCUGCUGUCGCGGCUGGAGGGAGGCCGCAAGGAGGAGGACGAGGCCAGGGCCAAGGGGGCCGGGCCUCAGGGAACCGUUCUCAGGGCGAUCAGGGGGUUGGCGGCCGCGGAGGAAACGGCCAAGCGGGAGGAAGGGGUCAAGACCCUGCUAUUGACAAGCUGCUGGAGGAUUUUAAAGAUCUAGCUGAGCCGCCGAUAGGAGUAGUUCCGCGGCCAAUCCAGCAUCGAAUCGAGAUAGAGCCUGGCGGUAGAACGCCCAAGGGAGCCGUGUAUAGGAUGUCCCCGCGGGAGUUAGAGGAACUGCGCACGCAAUUAGACGAGCUCCUCGAGAAGGGUUGGAUUAGGCCCAGUUCGUCUCCCUUUAGAGCACCUGUUCUCUUUGUCCUAAAAAAAGAGGGAGAGCUGAGAAUGUGUAUAGACCAUAGGGGUCUGAAUGCUAUCACAGUAAAGAAUGUUGAGCCGCUGCCUAGGAUAGAUGAUCUUUUAGAUCGAGUGCAGGGGUGUAAGUAUUUUACGAAGAUAGAUCUCAAGUCCGGAUAUCAUCAGAUAGAAGUUCAUCCUGAUGAUCAGUACAAGACAACUUUCCGGACUAGGUACGGGCACUACGAGUUCAUCGUGAUGCCCUUUGGACUAACCAACGCGCCAGCAACUUUCCAGCGAUGUAUGAAUGAUUUGUUUUGGCCGUGGUUAGAUAGGUUUGUUGUGGUUUACUUGGAUGAUAUCCUAGUGUUUAGUAAGACCCUCCAAGAGCAUCAGGAUCAUCUCAGGCAGGUCUUGGAGAAGCUGAGAGAAGCUAACUUCAAGAGCAACGCAAAGAAGUGUGAAUGGGCGAAGAUCCAAGUGUUGUAUUUAGGCCACGUCUUAGACGGAGACGACAUCAAGCCAGAGGAUAGUAAGAUUGCAGCGAUCAGGGAUUGGCCUACACCUCGUACAUUGACAGAGUUGCGGUCGUUCUUGGGCCUAGCAAACUACUAUAGGAAGUUCGUAAGGAACUUCUCUACUAUCGCUGUGGCCCUUCACAGAUUGCUGAGGAAAGAGACCAUCUGGAAGUGGGACAAGGACUGCACGCCUUCCAUGAAGAAGUUGAAGCAGGCACUGAUAGAGUACCCAGUCCUUAAGGUUGUCGAUCCGUCCUUACCCUUUGUCAUCACUACGGACGCUAAUCAGUACGGUAUAGGUGUUGUUCUGCAGCAAGACGAUGGCAAUGGUUAUAGGCCCGUAGAGUUCAUGUCUGCUAGGAUGCCUUCAAAGAAGGUUGCGACAUCGACCUACGAGAGGGAACUCUACGCUCUCAAGCAAGCGCUAGAACACUGGAAGCAUUACUUGCUUGGGAUGCACUUCAAAGUCUAUUCUGACCACGAAACGUUAAGAUGGUUAAAGACACAGACCAAGAUGACACCUAAGCUUACUAGGUGGGCCGCAGAGAUAGACCAGUACGAUUUUGAGCUCAAGUCAGUCAAGGGUAAAUAUAAUGUAGUUGCGGACGCUCUGAGUAGGAGAGCUGACUACUUUGGGGCUAUAGUUCACUAUCUCGAUAUAGGGGGAGACCUGCAGGAAAGAGUUAAAGAAGCAUAUGCGCAGGACCCUAUCUAUAGUGACCUCCUCAAGCGAGUAAAGGAGGCCCCUGAGACUGAGCCGGAUUACCGUACUACUAAUGGACUGUUAUUUGAGAAGACUAACAUAGCUGACCGUCUGUGCAUUCCCAAUAGUGAGGAGAUCCGUAGUCUGAUCUUAGGAGAAUGUCACGACACGGAAGGUCAUUUUGGUUGGCAAAAGACUCUAGCCAAUCUAAUGCACGCGUACACCUGGCCAGGAAUGAAGAAUGACUACAAAGAGUAUGUUCGCAGUUGUAAAGUCUGCCAGCGGAAUAAGACUACUACGCGUGCUCCGCUAGGUCUUCUCAGACCCCUGCCUAUUCCUGAUCAGCCCGGAGAUUCAGUGUCCAUCGAUUUCAUGGACGCUGGAGUCAAGAGUAGGCAUGGCAAGAGCCAAGUCAUGGUGAUCGUCGAUAGGUUCAACAAAUAUGCUGUCUUCAUUCCUUUGUCCUUUGAGGCACGAACGGAGUUAGUGAUCCGUAAUUUUUUUGAUCAUUGGGUCAGUGAACACGGGGUCCCAUUGUCCAUAGUUAGUGAUAGAGACACCCAGUUCACAAGUCAGAACUGGCAGGAAUUGAUGAGAGUCUACGGCUCCAAGUUGUUAAUGUCGUUUGGCCGUCACCCAGAGACCAACGGUCAGACUGAACAGAUGAAUAAUUCUGCAGCAAGUUCUGAGAAUGUACAUUAGACCAAAUCAAGUUGACUGGGACAA